AUGGCGACCAAGAUCUACAUAGUGUACUACUCGACCUGGGGACACGUCGCGACGCUGGCGGAGGAGAUGAAGAAGGGCGCCGACUCCGUCCCCCGCGUCGAGGCACAGAGCCUCUCGGGAAAGCCCGCGGGCGUCUUCUUCGCGACGGGCACCCAGGGCGGCGGGCAGGAGACCACGGCUCUCACGGCCGUGACGCAGCUGACGCACCACGGCAUGCUGUUCGUGCCGGUCGGGUACACGCACGGCGCCGGCAUGUUCGCCAUGGACGAGGUCAAGGGUGGCAGCCCGUACGGUGCCGGCACCUUCGCUGGAGCCGAUGGCAGCAGGGUGCCCAGCGAUGCCGAGCUCGCCCUCGCGGCGCACCAGGGCAAGUACUUUGCCGGCACCGUCAAGAAGCUCAAAAAUUCAACUGUACUGCAUUGA
Triticum turgidum subsp. durum (durum wheat) is the source of this 423-nucleotide messenger RNA. NCBI's taxonomy places the organism in Eukaryota, Viridiplantae, Streptophyta, Magnoliopsida, Poales, Poaceae. The record is from the annotation of a GenBank genome assembly.